AUGGCCCAUUCGGACGCCGAGAAGGCCAGUCCGGCGGGCUAUCCAGUCGACGAUGCCCCGUUGCAAGAGCACGAUCUUCCAAAAGAGCUUCCUGAACGCUUCUCUGCACUCUCGGCUCUGUCAUUUGCCUAUGUCGUCACCAACUCCUGGGUAGGAUAUUCCGGGACGUUUACGAUGGCGCUGCUUGCUGGCGGGGGCCCAGCUUUAUUCUUCGGCGUCAUUGCUGCUGCCAACGUCUCCAGUAUCAUCACGUUAGGCCUUGCCGAGCUGGCGUCCGCGUUUCCGUCGAGUGGAGGGCAGUAUCAUUUCACCUACAUGGUGUCCUCCCCGGGGACACGGGCGCCUUGUGCGUUUGUCAGCGGGUGGCUGAGUUGCCUUGCCUGGUGCCUGUCCACAGUAUCCGGUGGUAUAUUCUGUGCACAAGCCAUCGUCGCCCUGGCUUCGUUCCUCAAUGAAGGCUAUCGAUCAGAGCCUUGGCAGACGUAUCUCGUCUUCCUUGCCAUCCUGAUACUUGGCACGGCCAUUGUCUGCCUUCUGAGUCCGUGGUUGCCCCGGUUAGAAGCAUGCUUCUUCUGGAGCAGUAUGUUGGCCUUUGUGGUGUGCCUUGUCACUGUUAUCGGGAUGAGUCCCAGCAAGCAACCCCCCAGCGUGAUAUUCACCCAGUAUGACAAUCGAACGGGAUGGAACGACGGAUUUUCAUUCCUGAUAGGAGUAGGUUCAUGUAUGUAUAUUUUCGGAGGAACAGACGCGGCGACCCACAUUGCCGAGGAAGUACCUGACCCUGGCAGAAACAUCCCGCGCGUGAUGUGGCUCACUCCGGCCAUUGGGAUCGCAACAACCCUGCCGUUUGUCCUCGCCACCCUUUUCUCAACAUUCGACCUCAACGAGAUUGUCCACUCUGAACUGCCGAUCUUGACCUUGUAUUACCAAGCGACGGGUAGCAGAGGCAUCGCCGUGUUCCUGACUAUCUGGCUCCUUCUGAACUACUUUGGUGGUACUCUCAGCUGCAUUGCGACGUCUGGUCGUCUGACCUGGGCGUUUGCCCGGGACAAUGGACUGCUGUUCUCCAGGACGUUAGCCACCGUGCACCCUGGUCUCCAGGUGCCCGUCGCGGCGACAGUGAGUUGUGCGUUGGUCAUGGCGAUGUACGGCCUCAUCUAUAUUGCCUCCAGCACAGCAUUCAACAGCAUCGUCUCCAUGAGCAUUCUCUCAUUAAAUGUGACAUAUGUGAUUCCUCAGGGGAUUGUGCUGUUUCGAGGCAGGGACACAGUUCUCGUCGAUCGGCGUUUCAACCUGGGGCGGUACGGGGUGUUUGUGAAUGCUUUUUCAUGCCUGUGGGUGUGCCUGUAUACGGUCAUCUACUGCUUUCCGACGUAUAUGCCGCCCACGAUGACGAAUAUGAACUAUCUGAGUCCGGUUGUGGUGGGAAUUGUGAUGGUGAUUCUCAUGGUCUGGUACGGCGGGAAGAGGAAGACGUUUGUGGGUCCGGUGAGUGUUUCCCGAGUAACGCAAGCGGAGGCUUGGACUGACCAGCUUGUAGCCUUGUACACAGCUGAGUCAAGUCGAGAUGAUGAUGGAGGAUAG
Messenger RNA from Aspergillus clavatus NRRL 1, 1584 nucleotides. Its product is annotated as putative GABA permease. The record is from RefSeq and is a predicted model, not a curated record. Gene Ontology annotation, cellular component: membrane. Gene Ontology annotation, biological process: transmembrane transport. Bases 1 to 1584 code for a protein of 527 amino acids. NCBI's taxonomy places the organism in Eukaryota, Fungi, Ascomycota, Eurotiomycetes, Eurotiales, Aspergillaceae. The transcript is spliced from 4 exons. Gene Ontology annotation, molecular function: transmembrane transporter activity.